AGAGGACUAAAAAAUAUUCUACCAUCAAAAGAAGACAAACACCUAAGAAUGAAGAUCAAAAGUUGAAUAUAUUAACAGAAGUUACAAGGACAGACUGACUUUAAAAACAAAGGCCAUGUUACAUAGAAGUCAGAAAGCAAAUCUGAAAGCUCAUCACCCAUGGCAGAAGCGGCAAAGAGGUAUGCGGUUGUCACAGGCUCGAAUCAGGGGAUUGGAUUCGGAACAGUUAAGAAGUUGGCAGCAAAUGGGAUCAUGGUGGUGUUAACUGCUUUAGAUGAGAAAAUGGGUCUUGAAGCUAUUGAAAUUUUGAAAGAGUGUGGCCUCUCUGACCUUGUGGUUUUUCAUCAGCUUGAUGUAACGGAUCCUGCUAGUGUUGCUUCCCUAGCUGAUUUUGUCAAAACCCAAUUCGGGAAACUAGAUAUCUUGGUAAACAAUGCAGGGGUUAGAGGAACCAUUGCAGACCCUGAAGCUUUCAGAGCUGCUGUAGCUUCUGGUGUUGGUAGGGAUGGUGUGGGAGUCAAUUGGAGUGAAAUAAUGACUCAAACGUACGAGUUAGCUGAAGUAUGCGUGAGAACAAACUACUAUGGUUCCAAGAAAAUGACCAAAGCACUGCUUCCCCUCCUCCAGCUAUCUGAUUCACCAACAGUUGUCAGUCUUUCUUCUGGCAUGGGAUUGUUAAAGCAUAUCCCAAAUGGAUGGGCUAAAGGGUUGUUAAGUGAUGCCGAAAAACUCACAGAAGACAGGAUAGACGAGGUUUUGAGCGAGUUUCUAAAAGACUUCAAAGAAGAUAUGCUAGAAACCAGAGGAUGGCCUGCUUCCCUCUCUGCCUAUAUACUCUCAAAAGCAGCCAUAAACGCUUUCACGCGGAUCAUGGCCAAGCAGUACCCGAAUAUCUGCAUCAACUCUGUAAGCCCUGGAUUUGUCAAAACAGAUUUGAACUUCAAUACCGGAAUAUUAACAAUAGACGAAGGUGCUGAAAGUGUUGUGAGGCUAGCAAUGGUAACAAAUGGCAGCCCUUCUGGCCAUUACUUCUAUGAACAAGAAGUCUCACCCUUUUGAGGAUGACAGAAUCUUUCAAUUUCAUGGAAUAAAUAUCCUUGUUCUGUAUGCAAUGAUGAGUAAUAAUCUUUGAAUUUUCGUAGACGAACAAUGUAUCCUUAAAAAAUUACUAUGUUCUUGUUGCUGGAACCUGGUGAUCAGCCACACCUUGCAAAACGAGAACGCAUGGUUUCCACUUCCA
Molecule: messenger RNA, 1240 nt
Organism: Pyrus x bretschneideri (Chinese white pear)
Lineage: Eukaryota; Viridiplantae; Streptophyta; Magnoliopsida; Rosales; Rosaceae
Product: short-chain dehydrogenase/reductase 2b-like
Exons: 5
Coding region: 160-1059 (299 amino acids)
Cellular component (GO): membrane
Source: RefSeq, a predicted model, not a curated record